Molecule: messenger RNA, 2439 nt
Organism: Corythoichthys intestinalis (scribbled pipefish)
Lineage: Eukaryota; Metazoa; Chordata; Actinopteri; Syngnathiformes; Syngnathidae
Product: muscarinic acetylcholine receptor M1-like
Exons: 6
Coding region: 134-1774 (546 amino acids)
Biological process (GO): G protein-coupled receptor signaling pathway, coupled to cyclic nucleotide second messenger; chemical synaptic transmission; adenylate cyclase-inhibiting G protein-coupled acetylcholine receptor signaling pathway
Cellular component (GO): synapse; dendrite; plasma membrane
Molecular function (GO): G protein-coupled serotonin receptor activity; G protein-coupled acetylcholine receptor activity
Source: RefSeq, a predicted model, not a curated record
CCCGAGUGUACAAUCAAGCACAGAUAAACAUAUUUUCUAAUAUAAGAUUAAAAUGACCAUAUCUCUGGUGCCAAAUAAAAGCUGGGAGAGGAUUUGAAACCCGCACUUUGAGCAGAGAUGCCUGUUGGUCAUUAUGGAAGAAACCUCAAGAUCAGAUCCUGCAUUCAUAACAACUACUUUUGAUGGCUCUUACCAGGAAGUUGCCAUACUAUCAGGCAGUGUUGGUCAUUGGAGUACCCAACAGUUCAAUGGAAGUCAUAUUAUUUGGCAUGGGGGGAACGCCACUGAAUCACCAGGAAAUGGGACACUAAUGCAGGGAGAUGCAACAUUUGACCCAUUAGGAGGACACACAAUUUGGCAGGUUAUAGUAAUCGUCUUCCUCACUGGGUCACUUUCACUUGUUACCGUUGUUGGGAACAUCCUGGUUCUGGUGUCCUUCAAGAUCAAUAAGGCGCUGAAGACUGUGAACAACUACUACUUGCUGAGCUUGGCGUUCGCUGACCUGACCAUUGGCACUCUAUCAAUGAACUUGUAUACAACCUAUAUCAUCAUGAGUCAGUGGGCUCUGGGACCAGUGAUCUGUGAUUUAUGGCUGGCAAUCGAUUAUGUGGCCAGUAAUGCUUCUGUCAUGAACCUUCUUGUCAUCAGCUUUGACAGGUAUUUCUCUGUGACCCGACCUCUGACAUAUCGUGCAAAGCGCACCACCAAGCGGGCCAUGACCAUGAUUUGUUUAGCCUGGUCCACAUCAUUUAUUCUUUGGGCGCCAGCUAUCCUAUUCUGGCAGUACAUCGUUGGUGAGCGGACAGUACCGGAUAAUGAAUGCUUCAUUCAGUUUCUGUCUGAGCCCAUUAUUACAUUCUGCACUGCUAUAGCUGCAUUUUACUUGCCAGUUACGGUAAUGACAACGCUGUUCUGGAAGAUCUAUCAGGAGACAGAGAAACGAGCUAAGGAUAUACAAGGUCUGAAGGGCUCCGGUGCAGGAAACAGCCAGAGUCAAAACCACAGAAGUGGCGACAGUGUGAACAAGAGCCAAAAGGAAAAAUCAGAAACCUCAACACAACAAAUGAAUGACGGGAAUGAUGAGCAAAAUCAGCUGCCUUCAGAAAACGAUAAGGACAACUCGAGUUUACCAAGAGGAAUGAAAAGCAGAGGGAAAUUCAUCUCUUGUUUUUCAUCACAUUUAUGCAGUGGUUUUAAAAAAUCUAACGCCACCGCAGCUGCAAAGCGUUGCGGUGACAGUCUAAACAAUAAUGACGCUUCAGAGGAAGAGGAAGAAGUAAAUGAUGCAGACCAAACAAGGCUUUCAACAGAUGAAAAGAAGACUAAAAGGCCAAAGGAAAACAAUUCUGAGUUGAACAACUCACAGCCUGGUGACCCAUCCCCUGAAAAUACCUCACUGAAAGAGGGGGCCACUGUGAAAAAGUUUGCCGCAAAAGCCAAGACGGAGGUCAACAAGCGCAAGAAUGAAAAAAAAGCAAAUGACAAGAAAGCAGCAAAGACACUGAGUGCCAUUCUUUUGGCCUUCAUAACAACUUGGUUACCAUACAAUAUAAUGGUCUUAGUUAACACCUUCUGUGAAGACUGUAUCCCUGGAACUCUUUGGGCACUUGGAUAUUGGUUGUGUUACGUAAACAGCACAAUCAACCCUAUGUGCUAUGCCCUGUGUAACAAAACGUUUCGAAACACGUUCAAGAGUAUUUUAAUGUGCCAGUGGAAUCAAAACAAAAGCAAGCCUCAAUUUAAUAAAAGGAAUCCUGCAGCUUGCAGAAAGUAGAACAAAAUGAAAUAUUUUAAUUUGGAAAAUGCAAUAGCUUUUUGGAGGAUAAAUGUAAUAAUUUGGGAAAAUUAUGCAAGACGUGCUCAUCCAACAAAAAAAGACCUGUACUUUGAUCCUCGGAAAUUUCUAUACCAAAGAUAUUGGAAGUAUUCAUUGAGCUGCAGUACAGCUAUGUUAAUAGUGGAGGACAUUUACGUUUUUUUACAUCUGACUUUUGGAGGAAAUUUGUUUGAAGUCGAUGAUAGUCACAUUGAGCGUGCUCUACAGUGAGUGAGAGGAGCAUGCGGGCUUGGUUCAUUUGAAAGGUGAGAUGAGCCGCCUACAAGAUUUGGACUACCUAUUUAUGGUAGAUAAAGACAAAUCGAAGGCAGGGCAAAUUUGGAUAGCACAAUAACAAAUAAAAGUAGAUAGAGACACAGUUAAAAACAAAAAUGAUUGAACCAGGAAGACACAAACAAAUGGAUGAAAAGUCAUUUAUGUAUUCUGUAUCGAAAAGUAAGGGCAGUUAGGGUUCAUCAGCCUGUCGCGAUAUGCAAUAAGUCAAAUAAUUGCACGGUAGAGUGGUAUGAAAAAGUAUCCAAAACUUUUGUUAUUUCUCACAUUUCUGCAUAAAAUCACCAUCAAAUGUGACCUGAGCUUUGUCAAAAUCACACAGAUGAAAA